Molecule: messenger RNA, 2928 nt
Organism: Fraxinus pennsylvanica
Lineage: Eukaryota; Viridiplantae; Streptophyta; Magnoliopsida; Lamiales; Oleaceae
Source: the annotation of a GenBank genome assembly
AUGGAUAGCGACGAUGAAGAUUUUGUGUUUUACGGAACACCCAUAGAACGCGAAGAAGAUGUCACCAGUCGAAAAAAGAAGGCCGUGGCCGGGGCCUCUGGUCAACUUCGAACACUUCCCCCAUGGAAACAAGAGGUUACAGAUGAAGAAGGGAGAAGGAGGUUCCACGGGGCAUUCUCUGGUGGGUUUUCUGCUGGCUACUAUAAUACAGUUGGUUCCAAAGAAGGAUGGACUCCACGGUCGUUUACAUCAUCUCGGAAAAAUAGAGCUGAAUUUAAACAACAGAGUAUCUAUAGCUUCCUGGAUGAGGAUGAAAAAGUUGAAAUGGAAGACCGGUCAGUGGGAAUGUCCAUGCAGUUUGAUACAUUUGGAUUUACGGCUGCUGAGCUUGCUCGCAAACAAGCUGAUAAAGAACAACAAAAGAGACCCUCAGCCAUUCCUGGACCUGUUCCUGAUGAACUAGUAGUUCCAACUACAGAAUCUAUAGGUGUCAAAUUACUGUUAAAGAUGGGAUGGCGGCAUGGUCGGUCAAUAAAGGAUUCAAAUAGUGAUGCACUGUAUGAUACUCGCAGAGAAGCUAGAAAAGCUUUUCUGGCGCUUUCCUCAGACGAUGCUCCAUCACAGCUGGGUGAAGGGAGUACUGAAAGUGGCCAUGAUCUACCUACUGAUGAUGAUAACCAGAUCUCCAAAAGCACACCGGCUUAUGUUCUCAACCCAAAGCAGGACAUGUAUGGUCUAGGCUACGAUCCGUUUAAGAAUGCACCUGAAUUUAGGGAAAUGAAAAGAUUACGAAAAUCUGGGAAUAGGGAGAUGGAUCUUCACAGGCCUCUUUCUAUGAAAGGGAAGGUUGCUCCUGGUUUUGGAAUUGGCGCUCUUGAAGAUCUGGAUGCAGAAGAUGAAGAUAUAUAUGCCUCAGGUUAUGACUUUGAAGAGACACACGUGCACGAAAUAGAAGAGCCUUCAAGACCACAUGUGGAGAACAUGCUAAUGUUAGAAGGAAGGGAACAUGGUGUUCUGCCAGGUUUUAAAGCUGCUUCAAAAUCCGACUCCAUAUCCGAGAGAUUUGAUCCUCCAGAAAUUCCGAAAGGUUUUGUUCCUCAGCAUAAGUUUCCUGCUCCUCUUGAAAUUGGCAGCAAGAGUGCUGACGCCCCUCCCUCAGAGGUGUCUCCUCCGGAGAAUAACAAUCUUAAGGUCUUGAUUGAAGGAGUGGCAACUCUAGUAGCUCGCUGUGGAAAAUUAUUUGAGGAUCUCUCUAGAGAGAAGAAUCAGUUAAACCCAUUAUUUGCUUUUCUUCAUGGUGGAGAUGGCUGUGAUUUUUAUGCAAGGAAGCUGUGGGAGGAGUGCCAGAAGCGUGGCAAUCAAACCAAACUGUGGGAUGGGAAAACGUUUCAGAAUUUACAUAAGAUGACAGCUGAAAGCCGUGGAAAAGUUCUAGGAGAAAAGGCCCUGCAAAGAAGCACAGAAGAUUCAAGCUCUGUGAUUGCUUCUGCUGAUGCUGUAAAUCUUCAGUUUAAUCUUUCAGAUACAUUCACUAAGCCUGCUUCACGUAACAAAGUCCAGGAAAUCGCAAAACCGUUCUCCGAUGAUCCUGCAAAGCAGAAAAGAUUUGAGCAGUUCUUGAAGGAGAAGUACCAAGGAGGUCUUCGAACUAAAGAUUCAGGUGGGGCAAGUGGAAUGUCUGAAUCUGCUCGUGCUCGUGAAAGAUUAGAGUUUGAGGCUGCCGCUGUGGCUAUAGAGAAAGAAAAAUUGGACAAAGAAAGCCAGGCUACUAGUCAGUUGCUUAAGGAUUUGACAGCCUCUGCAGGAUUGCAGUUUACUACUGGUGGAGUGGAGAAAGCUGAAGUUCAACAAGAUGAAGAAUUGAUAUCCAAAACAAUGUACCCAAAACGAGAAGAGUUUCAAUGGCGACCCUCACCAAUAUUAUGCAAGCGAUUUGAUUUAACUGAUCCUUACAUGGGCAAGCCACCCCCCGCUCCUCGUGUUAAGAGCAAAAUGGAUUCUCUAAUUUUCAUGCCCGAUUCUAUCAAAGCUACAAAUGUGGAAGAAAGUUCUGUUACAGAAGGGACCUCGUCUUCAGCUCCCAAAGUACAUGGUAAAGAGAAUGGCCAAGAAAAAACUGAGCAAGAAGCUGAGGUUGAGGUGGAGGUUGUAAACGUUGAGAGGCCUGUCGAUCUGUACAAGGCUAUAUUUUCUGAUGAUUCGGAUGAUGAAGAGGAAAUAAUUACUGAACCAAAUAAAAUUGAGAAUCCACAAAAGAAGAUUGAAGCUGCUAACACAGCUUUGAAUCGUUUAAUGGCUGGUGACUUCUUAGAAUCAUUGGGGAAAGAAUUGGGGUUAGAGGUUCCUCCUGAUAUGCCUCUGUCAGAAAAUAAAGCUGUUGUAAAACCGGCCCAGAAGGAAACUUUUGAUGCAAACAAAGCAAAUGAUGAAAAUAAGAUGUCUGUCACUCAAAAUGCUGUUAGUGAGAUUUUGGCAAGUCAAAAAAUUGGAGAGGAUAGACCAUCUGAUCUGAAGAUCACUCAGGCCCAGUUUUCCAACUUUGACACGCACGGGAACAAUAGUAGAAUAAUUGACGAUAGGUCAGUCGGAAAGGUUGCUAAAGAAGAUAGGAAUGCAAACACUCCCAAGCAUCAUAAAUUUAGCAAGAGCUCAUCAGAAGACGGAAGAAGUAGAAGACGCUCCCGGAGUCAUCGGCACAAAGACAGUAGUUCAGAUAGUGACACAUCUGAUACAUCUGAUGAUUACCCCGAUCGAUCCCGCUCAAGGUCGAAACGGAAAAAGAAUGGAUCCUCACGGGAGAAGAGUAGAAGCAGAAGACAUUCAAAGCACCACAAGCACAGGAGCAGAGACUCUCCUACCAGAUCUCGACGCAGUUCUGAAAAAGAACGUGAGGAUACCAAGAGAAAGAAGCGUGAAUACAAAAAUUGA